Molecule: messenger RNA, 3257 nt
Organism: Mus pahari (shrew mouse)
Lineage: Eukaryota; Metazoa; Chordata; Mammalia; Rodentia; Muridae
Gene: Oxr1
Product: oxidation resistance 1
Exons: 17
Coding region: 236-2863 (875 amino acids)
Biological process (GO): response to oxidative stress
Cellular component (GO): nucleus
Source: RefSeq, a predicted model, not a curated record
GGGGGAGCUGGGGAUGGCGAGCGGGAAGAGCGCCUGGACACCCGGAGAGCGGGCAGCCUUCUGCCUCCGGAGCCCCGCGCUUCUCCCAACCGCUUGGCAGGUCCUCCGAAGCCUGGAGUCAAUCAGUGGUUCUGCCUGUUCCAAGGGCGGAGCGGAAACAGGCAGUGGUCCUGUCAAGUGGAUGUCCUGAUUCCCUAUUCUGACUCUAGAGAAGACUCCGCCACAGAUUGCUGCAAUGUCUGUAUCUAAUCUAUCAUGGUUGAAGAAAAAGUCCCAGUCAGUGGAUAUUACUGCUCCAGGGUUCAACCCUUUAGGUGGUGCAGGGAAGCAAGCACCACAAGCCAGCAAGCCCCCGGCACCCAAGACCCCCAUCAUCGAAGAAGAACAGAACAACUCAGCAAACACCCAGAAGCAUCCUUCCAGAAAAAGUGAACUGAAGAGGUUCUAUACCAUUGACACUGGCCAAAAGAAGACCCUAGACAAGAAAGAUGGGAGAAGGAUGUCUUUUCAGAAGCCUAAAGGAACUAUUGAAUAUACUGUUGAAUCAAGGGAUUCUUUGAAUAGCAUAGCCCUGAAAUUUGAUACCACACCCAAUGAACUUGUUCAGUUAAAUAAGUUAUUCUCCCGAGCAGUCGUGACUGGACAGGUUUUAUACGUUCCUGAUCCUGAAUAUGUCUCUAGUGUUGAGAGUUCCCCAUCCCUAAGCCCUGUAAGUCCUCUGUCGCCAACGUCAUCUGAAGCUGAAUUUGAUAAAACCACUACUCCCGAUGUAGUCCAUCCAAAAGAAGCGCCUCCUUCAUCUGCUGUGAGCGGUAUUCGGCCUGCAAGAGUUGUGUCUUCAACUUCUGAAGAAGAGGAAGCAUUUACUGAGAAAUUUCUUAAAAUUAAUUGCAAAUACAUCACCGUUGGCAAGGGCACAGUCAGUGGCGUCCUGCUAGUCACACCAAAUAACAUAAUGUUCGACCCACACAAGACAGACCCAUUGGUUCACGAGAACGGCUGUGAGGAAUACGGCAUCAUGUGUCCAAUGGAGGAGGUGAUGUCAGCUGCCAUGUACAAAGAGAUUUUGGAUAGCAAAAUAAAAGAGUCACUGCCCGUAGAACUAGAUCAGUUGUCAGGAAGGGGGUUCUGCCAUUCAAAGAAAAUGACAGGAGCCACUGCCGAGGACCCAGACUCGAGAACGCGGGACCAGGGGAACGACAGUGGCAGCACUGCCCCCAGGAGCACUGAGGAGUCUCUCUCGGAGGACGUUUUCACCGAGUCAGAACUCUCUCCUAUCCGCGAGGAGCUGCUCUCCUCAGAGCUGAGACAGGACAAGUCAUCAGAUGCCUCGUCAGAGUCUGUGCAAACUGUCAGUCAGAUGGAAGUACAGUCCUCGUCAGCCACGUCGGAGGCUGCUAAUGUUCCUGACCGCACUAGCUCUAAUACUGGAUGUUCUUCGAAUGAAGCUGGGGCUUUAUCUCAUGAAACUGGCUUAAGUGGUCUGGAAAUAGCCACUAAAGGAGGAGAUAAAGCUACAGAAAACCUUCAGGAAGUCUCAGGCCCUAAAGAACAAAGCACAGAUGUAAAAGGUCAGGAGAACCAGGAAUCUUUCCACCAUGAAAAUUCACGGCAGCAAGAGGCAGCUGAAGACAGUGUAUCUUCUGGAGAAACAGUAGAACUGAAAGAAAAGCCAACUGUUACUGUUCUUAAGGAUCAACAAGGGAAGGAGCUAAAACGGGACUCAGAGACAGAAGUAGAGGAGCUUCGCAAACUCUGGAAAACUCACUCUAUGCAGCAAGCCAAGCAGCAAAGGGACACGAUUCAGCAGGUGUCACAGAGAGAGAGUAAACCCAGAAGCGCAGCUGCAGACGCACACGGAGAAGGCUCCUCGCUGUUAAAGGAAAAGCGAAGGCAUCGAUUACAUAAGUUCCUAUGUCUCAGAGUCGGAAAACCAAUGAGGAAGACAUUUGUAUCGCAAGCAAGUGCUAUGAUGCAACAGUAUGCACAGAGAGAUAAAAAACACGAAUAUUGGUUUGCAGUGCCACAAGAAAGGACAGACCAUUUGUAUGCCUUCUUCAUUCAGUGGAGUCCAGAAAUCUAUGCAGAAGACACAGGUGAAUACACCAGAGAGCCUGGAUUUAUAGUAGUCAAAAAGAUGGACGAGUCUGAAGCAAAUGAAGCCCCUGCUGGUGAAGCAGCAGCCAGGGAGUGGGAGGUAGUGUCGGUGGCUGAGUAUCACCGCAGGAUCGAUGCUCUAAACACUGAAGAACUGCGCACACUCUGCAGACGGCUCCAGAUUACUACAAGGGAAGACAUCAGCUCAAAGCAGGUUGCUCCAGCAAAAGCAGACCUGGAGCCUGAAUCUUUCCGGCCAAACCUAAGCGACCCCAGUGAACUCUUACUGCCUGAUCAGAUUGAAAAGCUUACUAAGCACCUUCCACCGAGAACCAUUGGCUACCCAUGGACUCUUGUGUACGGUACUGGGAAGCAUGGUACAAGUUUGAAGACCCUUUAUCGAACAAUGACAGGUUUAGACACGCCGGUGCUGAUGGUGAUUAAAGACAGUGAUGGACAGGUUUUUGGUGCAUUAGCAUCAGAGCCAUUUAAAGUAAGUGAUGGCUUUUACGGUACUGGAGAAACAUUUGUUUUCACAUUCUGUCCAGAAUUUGAGGUCUUUAAGUGGACAGGAGAUAAUAUGUUUUUUAUCAAAGGAGACAUGGAUUCAUUAGCAUUUGGUGGUGGAGGAGGGGAAUUUGCUCUUUGGCUUGAUGGAGAUCUCUACCAUGGAAGAAGCCAUUCCUGUAAAACGUUUGGGAAUCAUACACUUUCUAAGAAGGAAGAUUUCUUUAUCCAAGACAUUGAAAUCUGGGCUUUUGAAUAAACACAGUACUCUUGGUUGUAGCAGGACAUCGGCCCAAACCUGAAUGGACAAACGCAUCGUUUGGAAUGUUCAAGAAGCAAUACAAUUAAUAUGUCACUCGUGCUUUAAAGUCAGUCUGUUUGGCCAUUUACUGCAACUAUAGUUUGGGAGUUUAUUUUUCCAAUCCUGUUUCUGUCCCAGAGUUCUUUUGUUUACACCAUGGCCUGGGAUCCAGUAGUGUAACAGCAGUGGAAUUUGUCAUGGGAUCCAGUAGUAUAACAGCAGGUGGGAUUUGUCAUGGGAUCCAGUAGUGUAACAGCAGUGGAAUUUGUCAUGGGAUCCAGUAGUGUAACAGCGGUGGGAUUUGUCAUGGGAUCCAGUAGUGUAACAGCGGUGGGAUUUGUCAUGGGAUCCA